Monodelphis domestica (gray short-tailed opossum) is the source of this 3842-nucleotide messenger RNA. It is a transcript of the gene API5, whose product is annotated as apoptosis inhibitor 5. Gene Ontology annotation, biological process: negative regulation of apoptotic process. Lineage: Eukaryota; Metazoa; Chordata; Mammalia; Didelphimorphia; Didelphidae. Gene Ontology annotation, cellular component: nucleus. The record is from RefSeq and is a predicted model, not a curated record. Gene Ontology annotation, molecular function: RNA binding.
GGCGGGCCUGUGCGCAGCGGCGGCGGUGGCGGCGGUAGUAGCGGCGGGAGCCAGUGGCGGCGGAGCGGAAGCCCCGGCACAGCGGCGGCGGCAGCCCCGGCACAGCGGCGGCGGCGGCGGCGGGAGCGGCGCCCGAGCCCGGCGCGCACCCACCAUCAUGCCGACAGUCGCGGAGCUUUACCGUAACUACGGCAUUCUGGCCGACGCCACGGAGCAAGUGGGACAGCACAAAGAUGCCUAUCAGGUGAUCUUAGAUGGUGUGAAAGGAGGCACCAAGGAAAAAAGAUUAGCAGCACAGUUUAUUCCAAAAUUCUUCAGUCAUUUCCCUGAAUUGGCCGAUUCUGCUAUUAAUGCACAACUCGAUCUUUGUGAAGAUGAAGAUGUGUCAAUCAGACGACAAGCGAUUAAAGAACUCCCUCAGUUUGCUACAGGAGAGAACCUUCCCCGAGUGGCAGACAUUCUGACCCAGCUUCUGCAAACAGAUGAUUCGGCAGAAUUUAGUCUGGUGAACAAUGCCCUGCUGAGUAUAUUUAAGAUGGACGCCAAAGGGACUUUGGGGGGCUUGUUCAGCCAAAUUCUUCAAGGGGAAGACAUUGUCCGAGAACGAGCAAUCAAAUUCCUUUCUACAAAACUUAAGACUUUGGCAGAUGAAGUCUUAACAAAGGAAGUAGAAGAACUUAUAUUAACUGAGUCUAAGAAGGUCCUUGAAGAUGUGACAGGUGAGGAAUUUGUCCUCUUCAUGAAGAUACUCUCUGGGUUAAAAAGUUUACAGACAGUCAGUGGAAGGCAGCAGCUCGUUGAAUUAGUGGCUGAACAAGCUGAUUUGGAGCAAACUUUCAACCCAGCAGAUCCAGACUGUGUGGACAGACUUUUACAGUGCACAAGACAGGCAGUACCACUCUUCUCUAAAAAUGUUCAUUCCACAAGGUUCGUGACUUAUUUCUGUGAACAUGUUCUGCCCAAUCUUGGCUCUUUGACUACCCCAGUGGAAGGCCUUGAUAUACAGUUAGAGGUAUUGAAACUACUUGCAGAGAUGAGUUCAUUUUGUGGUGACAUGGAAAAAUUAGAAACAAAUUUAAAGAAACUAUUUGAUAAAUUGUUGGAAUACAUGCCGCUCCCUCCCGAAGAAGCUGAAAAUGGAGAAAAUGCUGGCAAUGAAGAGCCCAAGUUGCAGUUCAGCUACGUGGAGUGUUUGUUGUACAGUUUUCACCAGCUGGGCCGAAAACUUCCAGAUUUUUUGACAGCUAAGCUGAAUGCAGAAAAACUGAAAGACUUCAAAAUCAGGCUGCAGUACUUUGCCAGAGGUUUACAGGUUUAUAUCAGACAACUUCGUUUGGCUCUUCAGGGGAAAACAGGUGAAGCCUUAAAAACAGAAGAGAACAAAAUUAAAGUCGUAGCUUUGAAAAUAACGAACAACAUCAAUGUUUUAAUCAAGGAUCUCUUUCACAUUCCUCCUUCUUACAAGAGCACAGUGACAUUGUCUUGGAAACCUGUACAGAAGGCUGAGAUGGGUCAAAAGAGGACAAAUGAAGAUACAAGUUCAGGUUCACCACCCAAAAAAGCUGCAGCAGGACCAAAACGAGAUGCUAGACAAAUAUAUAAUCCUCCUAGUGGAAAAUACAGCAGCAAUCUGGGCAACUUUAAUUAUGAGCAGAGAGGGGGCUUCAGGGGAAGUAGAGGUGGCCGAGGUUGGGGAGGACGAGGAAAUCGUAGUCGGGGAAGACUCUACUGAAUACAUCACAUUCUUCAGCGCUGUCACAAGCUUAAAACACUCUUAAACUACCACUCAUUGGGUUGCUGGGAAUAGCCCUUUAAAGACUGCUGCCUUCAGGUAAAGACUUCAAUGUUCUUUAUACCUUUGUAUGUCUUGAUCUACUUUUCUAACGGAAUACAGACGUGUCCAAGGAGAAAUCACAGCUGUAUUUUUGGAUGCUUUGUCAGCAAUCUUGCAGUGUUUUUUGUUUGUUUUGUUUUGCUUUUUUUUUUUGCAGUGUCUUCAGGGUUUAUUCAGACUUGGAAACUACAAUGUAUGUGGUUUCCCUUAAAACAUCUUGACAGUUUAUAUAUUAACCGGAGAGCUGUUUGUGGCUAAAACAUGUAAUACAAUGUAGAGUCUGCUUUGAUAAGUGAUAGAAGGGGUCAUUCAUGAAGGCUCACAUCAGUUAUGAUGUGUUAGUGGUUUUCCUCUCCCCUCCAUCCUCCUUCCACCCAAUAUAUGGAGAAGAGUGUAAUAUUCAAUGGUCACGUCCUUUUUGCUUUUAUUUCUUUCAACUGAGCUGCCAGGCACUAAUGCAGCCCUACUGAUUUCUGUGUCACAAAAGGAAAAAUAUUUACCAGCUUUUUCUUAAAUGCAGACAUUGAUUUACUUAAUAAACUCUGGGAAUGACAUUAAUGGGGCAAAGUAAGUUGCUUUUAUACUGCUUACAUAAAAUAACUCUUCUCCAUGUGUUGUGAUGCAAACUUGUUUGGAAUAUAGGGUUUUAAUGUUCAGUAUAAAAAUAUAUGUGUGCACAUAUAUAUAUAUAUGCUGUGAAACUUUAUUAUACAAAACAAAUCAAUAAAAAGGAGAAGCACUCCAGGAAUGGGUAGUCUGAUGCAGUGAUUGUCCUCUUUGGAGUAAAUUGGUCAACUUUCCCCCCAGCCAGUGAUGGGUUUUGAGUCAGUUUGCAUUUAACAUUAUUGUUAUUUAAAAAUAAAGACACAUAAAGGCUAUAUACACAAAAAUAAACCAUAUUUUGGAGCACUGUUUUGGAAAUUUUUAACCAAAAAUUAAAUCUGACUUUAAUAGCGUCCUUCACGUUAGGGGUGGUAUCACCUAGUAUUCUGUUGACCAGAGCUUCCCUGGAAAAAAUUAUUUCAAGAAUGGAGAAUGAGGAAAAGAUGCUUGCUUAGUUUUGCUUUGCCACUUUUGGAAUCUCUAACUUCUCAGGUUAAUCAAAAUUCAAAUUAAAUAGCUUAGAACAGUGGAUGAAGCAAAUCUUCAAGUUGGAGAAGUUUUCAGAUGGCAUCGGUAUUUUUAAUAGCAUAGCUUUUUCAUAAUUUGGGGUUCAGAAGUUAGUAUCUCCUCCCCUAGCUUUCACUCCCAAAUCAAAUGCCUGGAUGACAUUUUCUAGGUGUUUUCAUGUCUCUGUGGGGAAUAGCUUAUGAUUCCAAUGCAGGUGUCUUCAUUAAUGUUCAUUAUUGUGCUUUAGUAGUUAACACUGCAUUGAGGAAAAAGCAGAACCCCCACACUGGUACUGCUGCACAUUCUCAUGGGAAAAAAAAAUAUUUUUUAAAGGCUAAAAUAAUGAUAACAAGUGAGCAGGGUGAUUAAUCAUUUUGGAGUGGUGGCAAUAAUAUUCAAACAUUCCAUAAGCUUCUGAAUUGAACCUAAGCUCUCUUGGAAUCUGGACAAACAUAGGAAUAGAUAGUUGCCAUUGAGAAGCAUGUGGCCAGCUAGUCUGGCCUUUGGAUUUCAGACCAGCAGGUAGCCUGAAGGCCACUUUGAAUGUAGAAACUGUAUUGGGACUACAGCUUUGUAAAUGUGGACAUUAUUAUUCUUACUUUCCUCUAUUCAUUUGAAGUACAUGUUUAGAUCUUUAGAACUGGGCAGAAAUGAUUUUGCUCAUUGAUUGUUGGUUUGACUGUCUUCCUCUAUUCUCCUAUACCACUACUACUAUUUCCCUACUUGUUAGUCCUUCCAAAGGCAAUAGUGUUCAUUAUCGGAGGGUUAUUUUUGCUCCAAAAUUGAAAAUGAAAACUUCACAUGCUGAUUCUUUCCUUUUUUAAAGACACCUGUUUAUCACCUUGUUCAAAUGUAAAUGUUCCCCUAUGCUUUUGGAAUAAACUCAUUUUGUAAUUUU